Gryllus bimaculatus (two-spotted cricket) is the source of this 1564-nucleotide messenger RNA. The record is from the annotation of a GenBank genome assembly. Lineage: Eukaryota; Metazoa; Arthropoda; Insecta; Orthoptera; Gryllidae.
AUGCCUCAUACGGAAGCUAAACUCGUGGAAAAUAUCCAGCAUGUGCUUUCUUUAUCAGACGUAGAUGGAAGUUAUCCAUCACCCAUUGAUUUGAAUAUUCGUCAUAAAGUUGACAUUGAACUUCCAGAUCUUGAAUGGAACCACUAUGAGGAAACAGCACACAAAAUGAAAGUUACCAACAGUGGUCAUACAGUUGUUUUGAGUGCCAAAUGGAAAGAAAACAAGCCAUUUAUAACAUCCGGUCCACUACCUGACAAAUAUAUAUUUUCUCAAAUGCAUUUUCAUUGGGGUAGUAAUGAUAAUGAAGGGAGUGAACAUACAAUAGAAGGUUUCUGUUUUCCCAUGGAGAUGCAUGUUGUUCAUUUUAAGGCUUCAUAUUCAACACGUAAAAAUGCGCAUCAAAGAAAAGAUGGCCUUGUGGUAACAGUGUAUUUAUUUCAGAUACAAGAAAUUGAUAACCGAAAUCUAUCGUCUUUAAUUGAUGCACUUCCAUCUGUUUGUGUUCCUAAUUCAUCAACAAGCAUUAUGCCUUCAUCACUUGAAGAUUAUGCCCCACCUUUUUCUAAUAAUUAUUUUUUGUAUUGGGGUUCAGUGAAUACUGUAACUUGUUCACAUGAGAUUCUUUGGUUUGUUUGCAGAGAACCUGUAGGCAUAUCCAGAAAGCAGUUGCAUUACUUCCGGGAACUCAAAGGACCAGAUCAUCAGCCAAUGGCAAACACUUUCAAAGGUGUUCAAUCAUUACAGAAUCGUUCACUUUUCCUCGUGAAUGGUGAAUCACCAUUGGACAAUACUCUAAAACCUCUGCAUUUACCUCCAUCUUCUCAAAUUGUGAGAAAAGUCAGCCACAUCACAGGUGCACAAUUACAAACUGCUGAAUGUUUUAGUGUAGUUAAUGAUGAUUUAGUUGAUAUUAUUCCUCAUGCCUAUUCUCAUAAUAAUGAAAAAUUCCUGGACAAAAAAAAGUAACCUUAGAAUAUGUAACCUUUCAAACUGUGGUUCCUUGAUGUUUUAAAGAUAAGCUUCCCACUAUUGAAAUAAAAUUGAAAAAACAAUUAUUAUUGAAGAUACUUCAUGUGUUGAAUUUACUAGUAAUCUUUUGAAGAACAAAUUUCGAGAAAAUUUUACAUGUAGGCCUACAAUAGCGUAUUUAAAAGUAUUUAUUAACCUAAAUGAUAUCAGAAUAAGUUUUGUAAAAAUUUGUCAACAAUGUAGAACAGAAAUACAUUCAAAACAAACAUUUUAUUACAUUGGAAAAUAAAAAUGUAUCAAACAUCAGAGAUACUUUUUAAAGCAAAUAUUUGCAUUUUGAAAACUUUAUCUUUUAAGUGAAAUUAUAUUACUUGACUCAGAAAAAUAUUUGCUUAAGUGAUACACUGAAUAUGUUUGUUAUUGGAAUAAGCGAUUAAGAAUUCACUACAUAUCUUGCUUCUUUCUUGUCAAACUUGACAUCUCCAAUAGUUUUAUCACAAUUUCUACCUCUGACAUUUUUCUUUAAUUCUUUUUAAAUUAUAUUUUUUUUAAAAAUGGACUAAAUUUCUUAUAUUUCUGUCAAGUUCAAACUAUU